AUGAACACCCGCCAAGUUAUUGAUGAGUCCGUCGGGCCGUAUUCGCUGUCGGCGGCCUUCAACAAUGAUAGCAGCUGCUUCUCCGUGGGCUUGAACACCGGAUUUUGUGUGUUCAACGCCAACCCUUGUGAGCUCAAGGUUUCUAGAGGUGAGCUUCGUGAAUGUCCUAUAUUACUCGAAGAUCAUAUUUCACUGACGGGGAAUGCUGUAAUACUAGACUUCAAUGCAGGCAUCGGUGUCGUCGAGAUGCUCGGCCAAUCCAAUUACCUGGCCAUUGUCGGCGGAGGACGAAACCCUAAAUUCCCUCAGAACAAAGUACGCUCAAACACCUCCUCAAUCCCAAAGGCAGAAAAAACUCACACAUCUCUUCCUCAGCUCGUUAUCUGGGACGACGCAAAGCAGAAAGCCGCCAUCACCCUUGAAUUCCGCACCUCCGUCCUCGGCGUCCGCCUCUCCAAGUCCAGAAUUGUGAUAGCACUUUUGAACAGUAUCCAUGUAUUUGCGUUUUCGACACCCCCACAGAAGCUAUCAGUAUUCGAGACAUCGGAUAACCCGCUGGGACUAGCUUGCCUGGGCCAGAAGCUGCUUGCCUUCCCUGGCCGGUCCCCGGGACAGGUGCAGGUCAUAGAGCUGGAGACAGGCAACAUUAGCAUCAUACCGGCUCAUAGCUCUCCCUUGCGCGCCAUGGCCUUGAGCCCCGAUGGAGAAGUGCUCGCAACGGCCAGCGAAGCUGGAACAUUGAUUCGAGUAUUUUCUACAGCAAACUGUACGAAGCUGGCAGAGCUGCGCCGGGGCGUUGACCAUGCGGUGAUAUUCUCACUUUCAUUCUCUCCAUCCAAUACCCUACUCGCAGUAACUUCCGACAAGUCCACACUCCAUAUUUUCGAUGUACCCCACCCGCACCACAUCGCCCACCGCAGCCAGUCUCCGUCAGCAACGGAGGAGGGAACGAGGCAAAAGUGGGGUAUUUUGGGCAGACUUCCUUUGCUCCCGCGCGUCUUUUCCGAUGUUUACUCCUUUGCCAGCACGCAUUUUGAAAUUGGCGAAGAGGCCAUGCCUGGGACACCGUAUGUGCCGCCCAUAGGUGCAUCGCUGGGUCGGCCUCCGAAAGGCGUCAUCGGUUGGAUGGAUGAUCAGACCCUUUUGGUAAUUGGAUCUGGCCAGGACGGGCGUUGGGAGAAGUUUGUUCUUCGGGACGGUGACGAUGGCAGGCGGUAUUGCAUGCGAGAGGGCUGGAAACGAUAUCUCGGGGGCUGA
Penicillium canariense is the source of this 1257-nucleotide messenger RNA. Its product is annotated as phosphatidylinositol-3,5-bisphosphate binding protein HSV2. Gene Ontology annotation, cellular component: cytosol; extrinsic component of membrane; phagophore assembly site membrane. NCBI's taxonomy places the organism in Eukaryota, Fungi, Ascomycota, Eurotiomycetes, Eurotiales, Aspergillaceae. Gene Ontology annotation, biological process: nucleophagy; protein localization to phagophore assembly site; protein lipidation. Bases 1 to 1257 code for a protein of 418 amino acids. Gene Ontology annotation, molecular function: protein binding; phosphatidylinositol-3-phosphate binding; phosphatidylinositol-3,5-bisphosphate binding. The record is from RefSeq and is a predicted model, not a curated record. The transcript is spliced from 3 exons.